AUGGAACCCGAAUACAGCCAAUUGGCAGAAACUAUCUGCAGACAAGCCAACGCUCAUCCCAAACCACGCUACUUGGUUGCCAUCGCAGGUAUACCCGGCUCGGGGAAGACUACUACGGCCCAAAAGGUGGUCUGUCAACUAAAUCGAAUAACCCGAAAGGCAAUCAUUCUCUCCAUGGAUGGAUUUCAUCUAUCUAGAGCAGCUUUGAACCAGCUGCCUGAUCCCAAGGAGGCACACAUUCGUCGAGGUGCCCCUUGGACGUUCGAUGUCACCCGCUUCGUAUCUUUCGUCCGUCAACUUCGCACCUGGGCAGAUGAGACUCCGUUGGCAAUUCCAGGCUCUGGGACAUGGUCUGGUGCAGAUAUUUUACACGCACCAACGUUUGAUCAUGAGGCAAAAGAUCCUGUGGAGAAUGGCACUUGCAUCACUCCGGAUGCUUCGAUUCUCAUACUCGAGGGGAACUACUUACUUCUCGAUGAGCCCGGCUGGCAAGAAAUCGCAGGUUUGGCCGAUUACCGCGUCUUUGUUGACUCGGAUCCCCAAGAAGUACGGGGGCGGUUGGCUCAGCGUCACUUGCAGGCAGGCAUUGAGAAGACGCUGGAAGAAGGAUACCGUCGUGUGGAUAGUAAUGACUUCUUGAAUGCUAUCUUGGUUCGUGAAAAGCUUUUGACGCCGGACAUGGUUUUAACGAGCGUGCCGGUAGAGAGUGACAUAUGA
Penicillium antarcticum is the source of this 717-nucleotide messenger RNA. Its product is annotated as phosphoribulokinase/uridine kinase family protein. Gene Ontology annotation, biological process: SRP-dependent cotranslational protein targeting to membrane. Gene Ontology annotation, cellular component: cytoplasm. The record is from RefSeq and is a predicted model, not a curated record. Lineage: Eukaryota; Fungi; Ascomycota; Eurotiomycetes; Eurotiales; Aspergillaceae. The transcript has a single exon. The coding region runs from base 1 to 717 and encodes 238 amino acids. Gene Ontology annotation, molecular function: GTP binding.